GUGCACCUUAUUCACAAAAUAAAACCUGGUGCAAUUACCAUUGAGCUAUUGCUACAUUUUUCCCAAUAAUAACACAAAAAUGAUCAAAUGAAGGAUAAGAAUAACCAGGCAAAUUGUGUUCAUUCUUAGUAACUUCCUAGGGUAUCAGGGUGAUCCUGAAUGCUUAGAAUUUGCAGCAUAGCUUAGCAAAACACAGCAACUUUGUAGGUGGAACAGAUUUCACAGUUGUACUGUAACUACUACAGUUUAUCAUAUAGUUUCAUAUAGUGCUAAAUGAACUGCCAUUUUCCUUCAUACACAUCGGUAAGGUCAGCUAUCCUCUUAAUUUUAUUCACACAUCUCUUUGAAGGUAGAGCAGUGUCCUUAGUACUUUCCAUAUGAAAGGCCCUUAAUUGAAACUAGCAUUCAUCUCAAGUAUUCAUCUGAGCCAAAGCAUAAAGCCUCAUCCUAUUCUCUUUCAGGCCACUGCUAAGCAACAACCUACAGAGGAUUUUUUUUUUUUUUUUUUUUUUUUUUUUUUACUGCUUGAAGGGUUGCGGUGAGAGAGGCUUGCAUAAUGAUGCUUUGAGGGGGUCUGUUUUCCUUUCGAUGAAGGUUUAGGGGAUAGAGGUGAAAAGCUAUGUUUAUCUCACUGUGAUCCUCAGACUUUUCAUUUCUUCUGGGACUGAGAGUGUCAGAAGGGCUUUUGGUGAUCGUUGGGGAAUUGGGAGGAAGUAGAGAUGGACAUGGCAAAGCAUGCGGAUAACCGACAUUCCAGGCAAGAAAACACCAUCGGUUAUGUACAAAGGUUCCUGUGUUGCUCCUGCUUCCAGACGGGUGAGAAUGACUGCUUGGAGUACAAUCAGGAAAAGCCACAGAAUCCCAAGGCUGUUGUGGAUGAAGAGAACGUCCUUAUCGUUGUUGAAGAUUUGGGAAUAGACAACCCUGGAUUUAGCCUUUCUGAAGUUGAGCACUGCGGUCCACCUCAACAGAUCACCAUGGGCCGUUCUGCUAGUUCUGUGUCUAUGUGCCAAAGAGCAGCUCUGAAGAAGAAGCUCGCACCACUUUCCUCUUUACCGCUUCAGUCUAGAGCGAUCCAGAACAGUGAGGACGACUCUACUGUUGACUCUCUCCUGUACGGUUCUGGCAGCACUAAUGUUGGAGAUGGUAGUCUUCUCACUCCACCAGUCAUUAACCUCAUACCUCCGACACCUUCCGACGUAAUAGAUGAUGAUCAGUUCUUUGACAUAAACUCAGAAGAAGACAGUCUGCAGCAAACGUCAGGCAGCGAAGGAGUAGACAGUAUUGGCAGUGCUGCUAUGGGAGAGCAAGAGAGUGAGGAAGAUGUAGACCAAGACUUGGAGUCUGAAGGUAAUCAUAAGACCAAAGAUGAAGAACAUCCACAGGUGGAGCCUCCAGAGGAAGAAAUGGCCAAGAAGAAGAGCAUAGACAAGUCUACAAUCCACUUCCUGCGUAGCACCUUUCAUGUACCCCCUCUUCCUGAAUACCCACGAAAAAGGAGCCUCAAUACUGGAAUCAGUUUGCUGCAGUUCACUGAACAUAAUCUAGAUGACCUGAGCAACAAGGAUGCCUGCAGCCAUGAGUUGCUAAAGGAAGAGUUGAGGCUACUACCGCUGAGCAGUAAGAUAAGCAUGUUAACACACCAAAAGAAACCUGCCACUAGGUCCUGUAGUUUGGGCGAUACGGCGCAACAAAGUCAUACCUUUCACUCCACAUGUCAAGAAAGAGAUGAAAUCCUUGAAGAUGAGGAAUCCCCACGCCAAAGGAGGAUAACUGUUGCAUCAUACAUUCCGCAGUCCAAAGACCAUACUGGAAAAAGUGUAGUGAAGUCGAAUUCUAAUGGGUAUAGAGCCAAAUCUUUAGCAGAGCUGAACACAGAGGAGGUUUGCCAGUGGUUUAGUAAUAUUGGUCUACAGAAAUGCCUGCCCUUCAUUAGAGAGGCAGAGUUCAGUGGGUCCCACAUCGCUUCUAUUGAUCUCAACACCCUCGAAAUCCUUCAAGUGUCCAAUCUGGAGGAAAGAGAGAGGCUGCUGUCUGCCAUUUACCAUGAGUUACACCCGCCAAACUCCACCACCCAAAGACUCGACUCCCUCCUUGAAAGAUUUGGUCCACACAAUGUUGAGAAAUUCACAGCAGCUUUGGUUUCCAUGACCAAGUCAAAAUCUUCUCCUCAAGUUAGCAGCAUCAACAUGAACCAAUGUUCAUUCAAAUUCAGACAGAAAGAACAAAAUGCAAAAAUUCAGAAGAACUCGCAUCUCAUUGAAAUCACAGUCAAUGUGUCAGAUCGAACAGUUCAUUUAAGGACCCCCAAAGAGACAAGUGUGGGAAAAGUGGUGGAGUCCUGUCUGAGGAUGCUGGGAAUUAAUGAAGACAAAGAUCACUUCAACCUAAAAAGCAGUGAAGAUGAGUUCUCCCCUGAGCAGCAGAUUGGAGAUUUGCCUGGCUCAGAGACGAGACUAAUGGAGCUUCACUUAUAUAGGAAGGAAACACAGAAAGUGGGUCCUUAUUCAUCAGAUAACAACAUUAUUAGUACCACUGACAAUAUUCCGUGCAAAAAUCUGCUAAACAACACUGGGAAGAUUCAAAAGCUAAAUCAACAGGUGGCCUCCCUUCAAAACGUCAUCAUACAGGUUCAGGAGCUUUACCAUGGUCUGGUAGCCUUCUGUUCAGAGCUGAAGAAGAUGGAGGGGGAGAUGGAUGCAGUGCAAACAGACAGCUUUGAAGUGAAGAGGCUUCUCAGUGAGGCCCAGGACAAUCUGCAAAGGAAAAGACAGAGUCUUCAAACGCUCAGGGACAAUCUUAACACUGCACCAGUGCAGAAGAAUAAGCCAUCAGAGGUCCGACUUCUGGAGAAGAUGAGGCUAAACUGCCAGGUGUUUAAAGACGAGAUCACACUAGUCCACCUCAAUCGACAGGUGGCUCACCUGCGUGAAGUUCUGGAGAAGACACAGGCCAAGGAGAAAGCCAAGAGGAAGAGCCCUACUCUGACUCAGCUGGUCUCUUUGCAGUCUCCUGUCAUGCUGGUGGCCACCCAAGUGAAAGCAGACCCAGACGGUCAUUACGGUUUCUCUGCGCACUGGGUAGAGGGCCAGGGCCUGAUGGUGGUACAUAGUGAGGGUGCUAAUCUCUGCCUGAAUGACAGGCUGGUGGAGGUUAACGGAGUGGACGUCUUGGGGAGCAGUGAGGAUGAGUUGGAGCUGAUGCUUAAGACACACACUGCCCACAUUGUUGUUCUUCGCCAGCUGGCCCAAGAACUUCCACAGGAAGACCCAUCUGCCCCCACUUCAGACAGAUUUCUGCUCUGAGGGAUCAACAGGACAUACAAAUGCUGCAGAAACAUCAAGCAAUGUAAACCAACUAAACACUGUCCAGAUUAAUACUUUCUUUCCUGUCUUACUGGAGGAACACACUCAGACACACCUGAAUUGGUCAUAUCUUAUGUUUUAUCCCACUUAUUACUAUAAUGACAUUUGUCUUGUAAGAGAAGAGGAUUAUAUGUUCACCCUGCAUUACAGUCUCUGGGUCAUUUCAGGGCAGUUUCAUUUUUGGGUGUUUUUGGGUUUAUACAAAUGUAAUAGCCAUAGUCUCAAUUAAUGGGUGGGUCAGUCAAAAACUGCUCAUAAAAAUGGCAAUUUUUGGCAAAAUGGGCAUUUUGAAUUCUAAAUUGCAUUGAACCAUGAAGGUCAAGUUGGCAAAAUAACUUUCACUUUGUACACUUUUUUAAAAAGCAGCUGUGGUGAAAUAGGAGGCAAGGAAACUUCCUGUAAGACUGACAUUAAUAAAAAUACAGAUAUCAAAGCAAAACUUCUUUUUUAAAUGGGUAAAUAUUUAUUUUUUAUUUAUUAUUACAAAGAUUGACUCAAGGAGCGUCAUGAAGUGAUGUAGUGAAAGUCCUAACCACAUGAUUGUAUUAAGAGUAUGUUAAAGGAUUUUUAUAUGAAUUUGUGGUCACACUUUAUUUUAAGGUCCAGUUUUCACUAUUAACCAACUAUUAACUAUGACAUUUGCCUUAAUAA
This is a messenger RNA of Cyprinus carpio (common carp), 4016 nucleotides long. RefSeq lists its product as uncharacterized. Lineage: Eukaryota; Metazoa; Chordata; Actinopteri; Cypriniformes; Cyprinidae. The record is from RefSeq and is a predicted model, not a curated record. Gene Ontology annotation, molecular function: protein binding.